This is a messenger RNA of Chanos chanos (milkfish), 981 nucleotides long. It is a transcript of the gene foxq1a, whose product is annotated as forkhead box Q1a. NCBI's taxonomy places the organism in Eukaryota, Metazoa, Chordata, Actinopteri, Gonorynchiformes, Chanidae. Gene Ontology annotation, biological process: regulation of transcription by RNA polymerase II; cell differentiation; anatomical structure morphogenesis. The transcript has a single exon. The record is from RefSeq and is a predicted model, not a curated record. The coding region runs from base 1 to 981 and encodes 326 amino acids. Gene Ontology annotation, molecular function: RNA polymerase II cis-regulatory region sequence-specific DNA binding; DNA-binding transcription factor activity, RNA polymerase II-specific.
AUGAAGCUUGAAGUUUUCUGCGGAGGUCAUUACGAAGAAAAGCCAUUGGAGGUGUGUAGCGACGCGGAGGUCAGUGUCUCCUCGCCGCUCUCCGGAGAGGAGGAGCUGGGAUCAGAUGGAGAUUGUGUGGCGCAUAGUCCGGCACCUGCUGCGCCGGGCGCGGAGGGGAAAGGCAAGCCGUACACGCGGAGACCCAAGCCUCCAUAUUCUUACAUUGCCUUGAUUGCUAUGGCUAUCCGUGACUCAAACUCGGGUCGGCUAACACUGGCGGAAAUCAAUGACUAUCUCAUGAAGAAGUUUCCAUUUUUCAGGGGUAGUUACACUGGCUGGAGGAAUUCGGUCCGUCACAAUUUAUCGUUGAACGACUGUUUUCUGAAAGUACUACGGGACCCCUCGAGACCUUGGGGCAAGGACAACUAUUGGAUGCUGAAUCCACACAGCGAGUACACCUUUGCUGACGGCGUUUUCCGGCGCCGGAGAAAGCGCAUCAACAAAAAGAUCGGCAAAGAGCAAGAGGAGCUGAACCAUGCUGCAUCUGUGGACUCUCAGGAUUCCAACUCCAAAGCAGCCUCAGCUUCUACCACUAAGUUUACAAGUUCAUUCGCCAUAGACAGUAUCCUAAGCAAACCGUAUAGAAAAGAGGAACUGCCUCUGACGGAGACUGACAGUGUUUCACCUGCUACUGGUGUGAACUGGCCGGGACGAGCACACAUGGUGCCUUACGUCAUGCGAAGUCCACCUGUCACUCUGCCCCAUGCUCAGAGUUUCCUCUUGAACGGUAACGCUGCACAGGUGCUUCGGGCUUAUGGCAGCCCAUACGAAGACUUUGCCGUUAGCACACCGCAUCGAAGAGACCCUUUCUCAGCUUCUGUCACCGCUGAGCGCUUGCCAGUCUCCCACACAGCCUCUCUCGUGCCACUGUCCAGCUGUGCGAAAGCAGGUGCUUUUCAUCCCUUCAAAAUUGACUACUUGUUAUCGUAA